CCUAGGAGUUGGGUAAUGCUGUGGGACACGGCUCUCCUAUGUUCCUCUUUGAGUAUUGACUUGAUGUGUGCAGAGAUAGAAGCGUUCCCACAUAUGCGGCCCGAGUGUAGAGUUUGGAGGAAGAUGAAGGCCCGCGCCCCCCCUCCUCCUGGAAAGCCCACCACGGCGGAUGUGCACAGCAAUCAGAAGCCUCCCCGGGACGUGUCCCCCGGCCCCCCGCAGAACCUGCUGCACAUGAAGGAGAACUUGAGGAACAGCACAGUGGCGGUCACCGUGGUUCUGCCCAGCGGGCUGGAGAAGAAGAGUGUGGUCAGUGGCAGCCACGCGAUGAUGGACCUACUGGUUGAGCUCUGCCUCCAGAACCACCUGAACCCGUCCCACCACGCCCUCGAGAUCCGGUCUUCGGAAACCCAACAGCCUUUGAGUUUUAAGCCAAAUACUUUAGUUGGGACCCUGAAUGUGCACACUGUAUUUCUCAAAGAGAAAGUUCCCGAAGAGAAGGUGAAGCCUGCCCCACCCAAGGCACCUGAGAAAUCUGUGCGCCUGGUAGUGAAUUACCUGCGAACCCAAAAGGCUGUUGUGCGUGUGAGCCCCGAAGUGCCGCUCCAGAACAUUCUGCCCGUCAUCUGUGCGAAGUGUGAAGUCAGCCCAGAACACGUGGUUCUUCUCAGGGACAACAUUGCCGGGGAGGAGCUGGAACUUUCCAAGUCCCUCAGCGAGCUGGGGAUAAAGGAGCUCUACGCGUGGGACAACAAACGAGAAACUUUUAGAAAAUCCUCGCUUGGCCAUGAUGAGACAGAUAAAGAGAAGAAAAAGAUUCUGGGAUUUUUCAAGGUUAAUAAAAGAAGCAGUAGUAAGGCCGAGCAGAUCGGGCGGUCCGGGGUGGACAGUGAUGAGGACACCUCACAGUCUGCUUUGGGAAGGGGCUCAAACGGCUACCUGACGACACCCAACUCCCCGUCAGUGAACUCUCGCUCCGUCACGUUGGGCCCAUCGCUGUCGCUCAGCAACAUCUCAGGGGUAUCUGUGAGAUCGGACCUGAAGAAGCGGCGGGCACCCCCUCCCCCAACCCUGCCGGGCGCGGGGCCACCAGCGCAGGACAAAGUCUCGGAAAAGGUGUCUCUAGGGUCCCAGGUUGACCUGCAGAGAAAGAAGAGGCGGGCACCAGCCCCUCCGACGCCGCAGCCCCCGACACCGCAGCCCCCAACGCAGCAGCCCCCAACGCCGCCGAGCCCCCUGGUGCCCCCUCGCACACAGGACAGGGAGGAGAACAGGAAGAGCGCCACGGGUGUUGGACGGCAGGUGCCACAAAAACCUCCCAGAGGCUCUGCUCGGGGGCCCCCCCAGUUAGUGCUCCCCCCACCCCCGCCCUACCCUCCUCCCGACACAGACAUGGCGGAGCCUCUCAGCUUUCCCGAGGAGAGUGCUGGUUCCGAGGCCUCGGACCUGAGACCCACACUGAGCCUGCCCCUGGGCCCCAGCAGUCCCUGCGGCACAGACAGGGUCCCGCCGGUGCUGUCUGAGGCCGAGGAGACAGUGUCUGUCAGCAGCUGUUUUGCAUCAGAAGACACAGCUGAGGACUCUGGAGUGGUGAGCUCCCCAUCAGACAUCAUCUCCCUGGACUCCCAACACGACAGCUUGAAAUCCAAAGAUAAGUGGGCCACAGACCAAGAAGACGGCAGUGACCAGGACCUGGCUGGAACUCCAGAACCGGGUCCCCACAAGAGCCCCACGUGGGAGAGGAACAACUCUGGGAACUGGCAUCCAAGACCCGAAGUGACUAUAACCUCCAGUGGCGAAGAAGACCUGUUUCUCACCGGGCAGUUCCAGAAGACCCUCGAGGAGCUGGAUGAAGAGCUGGAAGAACUGGAAGAAAGCUCCGAAGCUGGCAGCAGCCUGCCGACAGGCUCCGUGAAUGGCGUGUCCCCUCCCUGUGUGCCAGAAGCCACCGUCCCCAAGUUCGAUGAGGACACCAUCCCAGUCACCUUCAUCGGGGAGGUUUUCGAUGACCCUGUAGAUUCGGGGGUGUUUUCCAAUAGAAACAACAACGCUGGUUCUUUUGACCUAGGGGGCACAGUGGGCCUGGAAGCCCCCCCGCUGCCACAUCAGGGGGAGCACAGCCAGCAGCAGGGAAGGAGGGCAGAAGGGCCCGGCUCACCCGCCCCUCCCCACGACAUCGGGAAAGAAAGCAAACCCACCCCAUCCGACCCCUGUGAGGCUGUGAAUCUGACUAAAAUGGAGCCCAAGGUGACUGCAGCAUUUCCCGAGGGGCCUGGCUCUGCCCUCGGUGGGAAGACGCAGGCCAGCAAGAAGGCAAGUGCCCAGCCAGUGAGGGACAGCGGAGGUGAGGGUAAGAGCUGUGGCUCGGCGCCACCAUCGUGGUAUCAACGGGGCCAAAACCCAGGGGGAAGUUACGGACUUAGAUACGGCCUCACGACGUAUAAAAUCGUUCCUCCGAAAUCAGAGGUGAGGUGUUAUGACAGAGGGGUCUCUCUCUCAACGGGUGCCAUCAAGAUCGAUGAGCUCGGGAAUCUGGUGAGUCCCCGCGUGAACGGGGGCAGGACCACAACCCUGUCGCCAUCCACCCUUGACUCGGAAACCCAACCCAUUGGAAAGGUCAAAGAAUUCUGGAGGUCCAACUCCCUAGAGAAACACUCUGGCCAGCCCACGGAGGGCUCCGCCAAGAGGACCCCCACUGCCGCCACGCCAGCAAAGCCACAGCCUCAAGAAAGCAGACUCCCAGGACCCCAAGUGACGUCGCCCCCGCAGCAGUCUGCCCAUCGAGAAGAGGGAAGACAUCCAGAGGAGGGCGGAAGCCGGCCACCCGUGCAAGCCCCUGGUCAUGGGAAAGUGCCAGCAGCGAACACCACAGAAGUCCCAUUUCUCAAGCCUCAGAGAAGAACAUCCAGUCAGUACGUGGCCUCUGCCAUUGCCAAGAAGAUGGGGCCCCAGAAAGCCCCGGCUGAUGUGGUGAGGAAGCAUGGGCAUGCCAAGGAGACCUGGGAAGGCAGAGCACCAGAGCUGGACGGACCGCCUCCCGCGAGGAGAGAUGACACAGCCCCCAGGCCAUACCCAGACACACGCUCCCCCACCGAGAGUGAAGCCUCAGCAGUAGGAGCCCUGCCCAGAGCACAGGACAGCAGCCCUCUGGGAAAGCUGUGCACUCCAGACUGUCCUGCUGGUGUCCACAGAGGUCCCCACGUCCCGCCUGUCAGAAAUCACGUUUCUGUGACACAAAGCUGGAGCCUCAGGGGAAAGCUGAGCACCAGGAACCCUGGGACCAGCUCAGCUUCUGCCCCCAAGUACACACUGGAGGGUCCAGAGCCCCCGCCUCCCCGCCCAGGAGAUGAUCAGACCCCGGGCAGGACCCUGGUGAAUGGCUCCCGGUGGGUCCCCAUCCACGCUGAGCCUCCUUGCUCUCCGAGAGGGUCCAGCACGAAUAACCACACCCAACAGGAGCCCCCAGAGCACGAGGAAAAGCCCAGUUUGUUGUGCACAGACAUGCCUGAGACAGAUGGUACGCUGCCAUCCAGCAUCUUUGGGCCAAAGAAGAAAUUCCGACCCGUGGUCCAGAGGCCAGCCCCAAAAGACACGUCGCUGCACAGCGCUCUUAUGGAAGCCAUCCACUCGGCGGGAGGGAAGGACAGACUUCGCAAGAUUGCGGAGCACACGUCCGAGGGAGGGCCCAGGAAGCCGUCCUCCACGGAGACAGAGGGCGAGCGCUCCGCGCUGCUGGCGGCCAUCCGAGGGCACCGCGGUGCCUGCAGCCUGCGGCAGGUGUCAUCCUUCGCCUCUGAGGAGCUGCGGAGCUUCCGGGUCGCCAAGCCGUCCUCGGAGCCACCUGGACAGCGUGACCUUGGCCUUCCGCCCCCGCCCUCCCUGCCGCCCCCGCCCCCGCCCCCGCCCUCAUCGGCCACACAGGUUCCCUCCACGUCCAGGACGGCGGCCAGGUCCAGCUCCGGAGACCCCGCUGAAGCCAGGCAGGCCCUGAUGGACGCCAUCCGCUCCGGCACGGGGGCCGCAAGAUUGAGAAAGGUGACAGUGAAUGACCGUGCGAGCACUCGUGGGGGGCGGGGGGGAGGCCACCCAGGAGCUACCCGGCAGUGAGAUGAUCACCCGUGUCCCUCACCCCAGGGACCAGAGGGAGGUGGCCCUCACCAGGUGGGGAUCAGCCCACAGACUAGCUCCUGGGGACACAGGGGGACCCCCACUACAUGGGGAACCCCUAACUGCAUCUCCACCACCCACUCUGACUACGGUCUGGCGGGGAUGUAGGCAGUGGCCCAUGGAGAGCGCAUGUCACCCUUGUAGUUCCGCAGCCUGGAUUAGGCUCUCAGCAUAUUUCCUGUGUUUUCUUUCUCUCUUUAUUUCUGGUUGGGGGGGAGAGCUAGCAUUGUGUUCCAAAUGCUUGAGUUUAAAGCCCCCUGGGCAGAGCCUGUGCUUACUGUUCUGAGGCUACUUCCGUAGGGUCUUACACUGGCCCCCACGUUUGUCACACCCCACACUCCCCAAAGCAGUGGUGUUUGUGCCACCACGGUGGGAAUCCCAGACUCAAGGACUCCCCGGUCGCGUGGCUUCUGGGAUCACUUUCAGCCCCAAAAUGAUUCUGGACACAGACUGAUUCUCUGUCCCUGCCCAUUGCUGGUGGGUUUGGGAAGUUCUGCUAAUGAUAGGGGGGCUGGCGAGAGGUAUUAUUUCGUGCAAGACCAUUUCCAGAGUGGAAGCUCCUGUUUUCACAGGGACAAGAGGUCAGGACUGAGAUGAACCCUUGGUGCAUAUGGAAAGGGCAUGAGGUUCAGAAAAUCUGAGUGGCUCAGCCUUGGUCCCACAGGACCAAUGCAGACAGGGCUCUGUGCAGACAGGGCUCCGUGAGGACAUGGAAAGUACUGGAAAGCAAGUGUCCAUUGUGGGAGAGGAAGUGGCUCUUGGGACAGGGCAGAGCUGCUGGGAGAUCACUCCCCUGCUGCUCUCUGCACCUCCUCCCCACCACAGGAGUCUGUGACAGCAGAGGAGAGGGGAGAAGACCCCCUCCCUGCAGGCAGCAAGCCCACAAUGGGCAGUCCUCACUCAAGCCCAGAGAUGGUCAGUGUUCUUACCCAGUGCACGCAUGGCCUGACCCCCCGCCCCACCACCUGGCCGCUCCCCGCAUCUUUCCUCCUCAUGCGCCACCCCCAGGUGUCAUCCCUGUGUGACAUGAGGCAUUCCCAGCUGUGUGUGCGUGUGAUCCGUGGGAGGGAUCCGUACAUCGGCUGUCAGGCCUGCUGAUCCUGGGGUAUGAGUUUAAGGUUCUCAGAGUGGAAUCCAUCUGACAUUUCCGUCCUGAUCCAGAUCUGGGGGUGGGCGGUGGGCCUCCGAGCUGCAGGUUCCUAGUGUUUGCCCAGUGACUUCACCUUCAGAGCGGAGCUACUCUGCACCUGCGCUGGACUUCGGGUGACGCUGAACACGCUGGUUUGACCACGGACUGGACGCCAGCUUGUGAACAGAUUUCUGGAUCUUUCCAGAAUAGCUGUCCAGGGAGCCGGGCCCAGAGAGCUGGAAAGUUGGCCUGAAGGGGCACAGCUAGGCAGUGGGAGACCACGGCAAGUCUAACGCUCCGGCUCGGACUUCCGGAGAGAAAGAAAAAUCCAAAUUUGGGAGUUGUGCAGAGGAGCAGGAAGUCGUUUGUGCCCUGAGAAAGGAGGCCGGGAGCGAUGCUGAGGACUGGGGGGGGGGGGGUAGAUGGGGCAGGUGGGCACUGGGGAGCGCAGCUGGGUCCGCAUGCGUCUGGACCUGAGCGGGGCUGCUGCAGGAGAGGUCCUGAGCCAUCGGGUUCUGGCUGUGGCCGAGGCCAGGCCCUUCUCUCUCACCGUCGCUGCUUGCUUUCUGCGGCUUCAAACUGCAUUUAUAUGGCACUCCUGAGACUUGGAUGGCCUGAACAGUUUACAAGACGCCCUUGGGCAAAACUGACCAGGAGGAGUGUGACACGGGGGACCAUUUCCCUUUGCUCUCUGUCACCGCUCUGCCCAACUGCGUUGCCACGUGCGUGGAUGACUUCAGAGCUGAACGUACAGGACUGGGUCACUGCUCUAUCUGGUGACACUGGGACUCCUCCACGCCCUUGCACUCUGCAUCUCAGAAUCACUCAUGUAAGACCCGCUGAUGGACAUGGGACCCUGGAGGGCAGGCCCUGGGUAGUCCGCAUGCCCACCUAUGUAUUCUUCUUGAAAGCCUGGUUAAAUGGCACUUCUCUGCCGUCCGUGGACCUUACGGAUCUCCGCUGGCUUUGCCACACUUGCUUUCUGGGGUGUGUGUUACAGCAGGUGAAUCUCAAAACAUUUAUACUUUGCUUACUA
Molecule: messenger RNA, 6332 nt
Organism: Neogale vison (American mink)
Lineage: Eukaryota; Metazoa; Chordata; Mammalia; Carnivora; Mustelidae
Gene: COBL
Product: cordon-bleu WH2 repeat protein
Exons: 14
Coding region: 16-4107 (1363 amino acids)
Biological process (GO): actin filament polymerization; actin filament network formation
Cellular component (GO): perinuclear region of cytoplasm; actin filament; dendritic growth cone
Molecular function (GO): actin monomer binding
Source: RefSeq, a predicted model, not a curated record